GCGCGUGAAACUCUCCGGCGAGAUUGUUUUGACCUCUGAAGCUUGAGCGCUCUGAAGUACUGGUCACCUCUGGACCCAGUCCAAUCUCGGUAGGCACCACUUGUCGGCCCUGCUCACGCCAUUUUCACAUCAGAGCGAGCGAAAACAGCCAGAAUGGGUUACAAGGAGCAGACAGGACUUCCUAAUGGGCUUUCCAUGAAGCGAGCCAGGCAAAAUCGGCAGUGGACAACACCAGCCCGGGAGGGUCCUCCAACCAGGACUGAAUUGGUUGCCAAGCUCAAGGUGUCCUCCCUCAGGAAGUACGUGCAUGCCUUUGAUUUGGACAUCUCGCCAAACAGCUCCAAGGAAGACCUGACUGCUGCUGUCCAGAGGCACUGGGCAUCCCAGGUGAUCAAGGAAAACGAGGUCCUCUUCAACCUGGCAGUUGCCUUUAAGAAAAGCGCAGCCAAUGGGCAAUUGUGACCUGUUCAAGAUCCCUGCAGGCCUGGCAAGCUGUCACGCCUCAGUCAUACAGUGUCAAAGUUAAUGUGCCAACAGAGGGUGGACAGCGGGUGAAUACAUUCAAGACAGGCUGCUAGAGGGGACAGUUGUGAUGUAUCAAUGGCUCGGAUUUCUGUUGAGAGCGACGUUUCCAUCCCAUCCAGUGCAGCAACGGAACUCUGUCUUUGUCCAAGCGGAUGUGCGAGCAAGGUCCCUGUUGUGUCUUUGUGAUUGUGUAUUUGCUUGCCAGCAAAUCCACCUUUCAAGGGCUUGUAUGUCUGAGCAUGUUUGGAGGGCAACUGCUGACAGGUGAUUCAGAUAUGCGUCUUGAGAGGAUUUUGGGUUCGCAUAAUAAGAAUGAUUGAGAACUU
Molecule: messenger RNA, 851 nt
Organism: Coccomyxa subellipsoidea C-169
Lineage: Eukaryota; Viridiplantae; Chlorophyta; Trebouxiophyceae; Coccomyxaceae
Exons: 4
Coding region: 154-462 (102 amino acids)
Biological process (GO): regulation of DNA-templated transcription
Cellular component (GO): histone deacetylase complex
Molecular function (GO): transcription coregulator activity; protein binding
Source: RefSeq, a predicted model, not a curated record